Molecule: messenger RNA, 2043 nt
Organism: Beta vulgaris subsp. vulgaris (sugar beet)
Lineage: Eukaryota; Viridiplantae; Streptophyta; Magnoliopsida; Caryophyllales; Amaranthaceae
Product: squalene monooxygenase SE1
Exons: 8
Coding region: 196-1752 (518 amino acids)
Biological process (GO): sterol biosynthetic process
Cellular component (GO): endoplasmic reticulum; membrane
Molecular function (GO): squalene monooxygenase activity; flavin adenine dinucleotide binding
Source: RefSeq, a predicted model, not a curated record
AUGAUCUCUCUGUAACAAAUUCAUCACCCCCUAAAACUAAACUAAACUAAACUAACAAACAAACAAACAAACUCUCAAAUAUUUUCCGAUCAAAAAAGAAGAAAAAGAAAACCAAUUGAAGUAAGAGAGAGUAAAACUACGAUCGUCGGAGAAAUUAUUCCGACGAGCGUAAAUUUCACGAGUCAACCUUAAAGAAUGUUGUUUGAUGAGUACAUUGUUGGAGGAUUCAUUGCGUCGCUGUUGGCCGUCGCUUUUAUAUGGAGUCGGAGGAGAGAGAAUAAAUCAUUGCCGGAAAAUGGCGUCACCGCUGUAACAACCACCGUUGCUGUCGCCGGAGAAUGUAGAUCUGAUUCUGACGUCAUCAUCGUCGGUGCUGGCGUAGCCGGUGCUGCUCUCGCCCAUACUCUCGGAAAGGAUGGAAGGCGAGUGCAUGUAAUAGAGAGAGAUUUAACGGAGCAGGAUCGCAUUGUUGGUGAGCUUCUACAACCAGGUGGAUACUUGAAGUUAAUGGAGUUGGGACUUGAAGAUUGCGUGGAAAAAAUCGAUGCACAACGUGUAUAUGGGUAUGCUCUCUUCAAGGAUGGGAAGAACACUAGACUUUCUUACCCUCUGGAGAAAUUUCAUGAUGAUGUGUCCGGGAGAGGGUUUCACAAUGGGCGCUUCAUUCAGAGGAUGAGGGAGAAAGCUGCUUCUCUUCCCAAUGUGCAGUUGGAGCAGGGCACAGUCACCUCUCUUGUUGAAGAAAAUGGUAUAAUUAGGGGUGUGAGGUACAAGAACAAAGAUGGACAGGAGCUAUUCACGUAUGCGCCUCUGACGAUUGUAUGUGAUGGUUGUUUCUCAAAUUUGCGUCGCUCACUAUGCAAGCCUAAGAUAGAUGUGCCUUCAUGCUUUGUGGGACUUGUUCUGGAGAACUCUCAACUUCCUUACGAAAAUCAUGGACAUGUUGUUCUAGGAGAUCCAUCCCCAAUCUUGUUCUACCCAAUCAGUAGCACUGAAGUUCGAUGUCUUGUCGAUGUUCCAGGAGAAAAAGUUCCCUCUCUUGCUAAUGGUGAAUUAGCCAAGUAUUUGAAGACUGUAGUGGCUCCUCAAAUACCUCCUGAAGUGUAUGAUGCCUUUGUCGCGGCUGUUGAUAAAGGAAACAUAAAGUCAAUGCCGAACAGAAGCAUGCCAGCAGCUCCUCUUCCUAAGCCAGGGGCCUUAUUGAUGGGAGAUGCAUUUAACAUGCGCCAUCCUUUAACAGGUGGAGGAAUGACUGUAGCUCUGGCUGAUAUUGUUGUACUGCGGAAUCUCCUUAGACCACUGGAAGAUUUGAAUGAUGCACCUAGCCUUUGCAGAUAUCUAGAGUCCUUCUACACUCUGCGUAAACCAGUGGCAUCUACGAUAAACACGUUGGCAGGUGCUUUAUACAAGGUUUUCCGUGCUUCUCCAGAUCAGGCUAGAAAAGAGAUGCGCCAAGCUUGCUUUGAUUAUCUGAGUCUUGGAGGCAUCUUUUCAAAUGGACCAAUUUCUCUGCUGUCAGGGCUGAAUCCUAAGCCAUUAAGCUUGGUUCUCCAUUUCUUUGCUGUUGCCAUAUAUGGGGUUGGUCGCCUACUACUGCCCUUUCCCUCUCCUGCACGCUUAUGGAUCGGAGCCAGAUUGAUUUCUGGUGCAUCAGGAAUCAUAUUUCCAAUAAUUAAGGCAGAAGGUGUGAGAAAAAUGUUUUUCCCUGCCAUUGUUCCUGCUUAUUACCGAGCUCCCCCUGUUAAAUCAUGACCUCUUAAUUGGUUGACACACUGGAAAAGUAGGGAUCGACUGCCAAAUUCAUAUACUCAAUUGUUGUCUCUGUAUUGUGGUCUUCUUUUCUUGGUUUGAAAUAUCAGAGAAAUUUGGAUUGAAGGUGCAAUUUUUUUGACGUGUAUCAUCUUGAUUAUGAUGUUCAAAUUGUACAUAUCCCAAUUUGUAUUAGUUUAGGAUAUUAGAUGUUUUUUAACAGUUCAUUUCUCAUUUGGAUCUUAUCAGAUGUUGAUUGUUUUUAAGGGCAAUAAUCUAAAGUUUGUUUUUAUU